UACUUGCUAUGUGCCUUUUGUGCCACUAUCUUGUGAUAUUUCACCAUUCUAAGAUUUAGUUUCUUAUAAUAAGUGACUGUACUUGAUUAUGUUUUCUGGAAUUUAAUACAAUAAAUAUACGUGUAGAGGAAUGGUAGUAUAUUCUUUGCUCUGAUAAGUGAUAACUAUGUAGGAGGGGAAAGAGGGAGAGAGGUUGAAAGUCAGAAAGUAAAUGAAUAAGUUAUGGAGGCACUAGCUAAUGGGCAAUAAUAUGUCUUUUCUUUGGUGCUCUAAUGAUGGUUAUUGGAGUUCUAUGGAUGAUAUGAAAUAAAUCGAACAGCUUUACUGUGUUUCAGACCAACUUUAGGUUUCUUUUUGUCUUCAGAUGUAUUUUUUCUCCCUCUUACCAAGUCUUCUACACAUAAACACAUGCUUGUCAUAAGUUGCAUUAAAAUUAUAUUCAAUUAUGAAGGACAAGGGUGGCUAUCCUGACCCUAGGACAUAACCGCUUUGAUACUAUGUCAUGCACUAAAAAUUCCUCAAAGUUUAAGCCGUUAUAUUUAUAUCUAAAAUGACCCCUUAUGUGAAAGACCUUUCGAGUUUGGACAAGAAGCAUGGACAAAGCACAGCCUAUCACACCUUGUGUUGAAAUUCACAUUAAUUAUGAAGAGCAAGGGUUACAAGGAAUGAAUUCCUAAUUCCUGAUCACUUGAUCAAAAAGGUUUUGAUACCACGAAGACCAAAUAAUCUAAAAGUGCAAGUUGUUAGGCACAUGCCCAAGAUUGAUUUUAUAUUCCUUAAAAUCCUGCUUAGUGGUUAUUGGCAUUAAUGUGGAACUAAAUAUCCUUUGAUUGUUUGGAACUCAACUUCUUCCAUUCUGUGUGGAACAAGUUUUGUAAAUUUUUUUUCUAAACUCUGAAAAUAAAAAAUCACCGACAUAAAACCAUAUAGCAUAGCCAGUUGCAAUAUAUGUAAUGCAAAGAUUGUUCAUUGUAGGCUAAGCUUGGUUGUUUUAUUUGGUUGUAUAUUUUGUUUUGGCUCUAAAUUUUAUGGUUUUACUGUUAGAUUUACAUUAGUAAUGGAAGACAGUUGAAUGGUAUUCCUCAUAUACGAACUCUUAGAGAAUUUCCUAGGGAAGAGCUUUUUGGAAAAGUUGUCAUGGUCAGAUUUGAUUCUAACAUAUUGCUCAAGAAAGAGUGUGAUGAGAAGAAUCAAUCAGUUUCUAAUGCAGUGUAUACGAUUAAAUAUUUACAUGAAGCUGGAGCAAAGGUCAUAUUGGUCAGUGAUUGGAUUAAGAAUACUCCAGAAUUGCACAUAAAGCCAGUCACAGAUUUUUUAUCAGAAGUUCUUCAAACACAAGUUGUUCCGGUGCAUGGCAUUUCUUUCAACAAGCUACCAAAGAUGAAUGGCAUUGAUAAAGAGAAUAUCCAUCUUCUUGAGAAUCUUUCUAAUAUCAAAGAGGAAGUUUCUAAUUGUUUGGAGUUUGCCAGAGUAUUAUCGUCAGGAGUUGAUAUCUUUGUCAAUGACUCCUUCUCUAAUGCUCAUAAAGUUCUAGCAUCAACUGUUGGUGUUACCCGUUUCUGCUAUGCCAGUUUAGCUGGUUUUCACUUUGAGGAGAGGCUUUGUCUACUGAAGAAUCUUGCAGAAGCCAGCAGGAAGCCAUAUGUAGCAAUUAUUGGAGGGGGUAAUCUCUAUGAUAAAGCAACUUCCUUUCAGUUUUUAGCUUCCAGAUGUCAAGGGUUUGUCUUUGUGGGAAUGAUGUCAUUUCAAGUAAUGCAUGCAUUAGGAGUAUCUGUUCCUUGUAAUUUAGUGGACCAUAAUGCAUUUAAUGAUGCUCUAGAUAUAGUGAGACUUGCUCGAGAUAGAAAUGUGCAGAUUCUGUAUCCAAAAGAUUUUUGGUGCAGGAAAAAAUGUGAUCCAAAGCAAUUGCAAGUAUUCCCUUCUCAUGGAAUUUUGGAUGGUUGGGUGCCUGUUGACCUCGGACCUCUAUCAUUGGAUGAAAUUGGUUCCAUGCUUACAAAUUGUAAGAAACUAAUUUGGAUUGGUCCAGUGAAAUUUGUUGAUUCAAGUAAAUACACCAAUGGGGCAUCUAAAAUAGCAAGAAUUCUUGAUCAACUAAGCCAAAACAACUGUGAAAUAAUAGUUGUUGGGACUAUGGCAAGUAAACUGGUGAGACAGGAAAAAAGUUCAUUGUCCUUUAUAAAUAUAAUUGAGAAUGCUUCAGUUGUAUGGGAAUUUCUCAAAGGAAGAAAACUCCCUGGUGUUAUGGCUGUCGACAGGGGAUACCCUUUUGAAAUCAACUGGAACAGCAUUUAUUCUGACCCAGCUCAAUCUCUGGUUGUUGAUAUAGGAAGUGGCAAUGGACUUUUUCUUCUUGAAAUGGCUAGAAGGAGGCAAGAUUUAAACUUUCUUGGUUUGGAGAUCAAUGAAAAGCUUGUUUUGCGCUGUCUGGAUUCUAUUCAUCAAUUUGGCAUAGAGAACGGAUACUUUGUUGCUACUAAUGCAACAUCAACAUUCCAUUCUAUUGUGUCUACUUACCCAGGAGAGUUAGUUCUCGUCUCAAUACAGUGUCCAAACCCUGAUUUCAAUAAACCUGAGCAUAGAUGGAGGAUGCUGCAGAGAUCUUUAAUUGAAGCAGUGGUGAAUCUCCUAGCACCUAAUGGGAAGAUCUUUCUGCAAUCCGACGUAGAAGCCGUGGCAAUAAGAAUGAAAGAACAGUUUUUGAGAUAUGGCAAGGGUAAGCUUGAUUUGGAGCAUGGCCAAAGUAAGUGGCUUGAAGAAAACCCAUUUGGAGUUAGGUCAGAUUGGGAAAAACAUGUUGUAGAGCGUGGUGCCCCUAUGUACCGGAUGAUGUUUUCUAAAACAUCUGAUGUUAGGGAAGUUUGAGUUGCUAAUGAUGUAAUCCAGAAAUCUGGCUAAUGCAUCAACCCUCUUAAGGGUUACUAUUUUUGCAGAAUGCAUCACACAACUAUUGGUUUUUCCAUGCUGGGGCUGUGCUGUACUUGUAGGGAAGAAGUUCCUUAUAGUUUGGGGAAUGCGAUGGAGAACUGUUGAUGAGCAGAGUCAAAUAUUCCAAUUGGGAUUUCAAUGUCAUUGUGUAAUGUGCAUGUGAUAUGAUUCCCUAACUCCCAAGGUGUCUCCAAGGAUGCAUUUAAAAGCUUCACAUGAAAUGUAGGCUGUGGAGCACUGAUGUCUAUAGUCGGCAUUGUAUAUAUUUUUGUAACGAAGUUAUAUGAAGCCUAGAAAAUCAUAAUUUCUAUACAUGGUAUUAUGAUAUGAUAUUUUUCAUACACAAUUUUUGGUUAACAAGAUACACAUUGGUGAAGGGAAUACUAAAACAAACCUUUUCAGAUAAUGGUUAUAUAAAAUAUAAUGCAAAUUUGAAUGGA
Cajanus cajan (pigeon pea) is the source of this 3368-nucleotide messenger RNA. Lineage: Eukaryota; Viridiplantae; Streptophyta; Magnoliopsida; Fabales; Fabaceae. The record is from RefSeq and is a predicted model, not a curated record.